AUGCUCCCCGCGACGCUCCUUGCUGCCCUUAUGGCGUUCGGGCCCGCUGCCGUCUCCGCUGCGCCUCUUCCCGGCUUCUUGUCAUCUCUGGAGCUCCGCGUCCGGCACCUGUUGGAGAGGCAAGAUGCGAACUCGACGACUUCCGCCACGGCGUUGUCGCAGCUCCUGGCGAAGAUCACCACCUCAGGUUCCUCGUCAAACGGUGCUGUGAAUGCUUUGGUCUCGACAUCUGACGACGACGAUAACAAAGCCACGACCGUCGCCCUCAGCAAUGAUACCGUGAACGCAGCCUUCCUUCGUAGUGCACAAUUUGCGCAGGUAUCAUACUGCUCCGCGGCAGCUGUUUUGUCCUGGACUUGCGGCACUCCCUGCGACAACCUGCCCAACGUGGAUGUUCUUCAAGCAGGUGGAGACGACGAAGAGGUCCCUGGAUACUUCAUCGCACACGACCCCGACGCAAACCAGAUCGUGGUCGCCCACCAAGGCACCAACUCGCACUCCAUCAUCUCCAUCGCGAAUGACGCUGCUUUCGCUCAAGUCCCACUCAACAAGACCUUGUUCCCCGUACAAUGGAGCAAUGACACCAAGGUCCACCAAGGCUUCCAGGAGACGCAGGGCAGAACCGCAGACGGCGUGCUUUCUGGCGUGCAAAACGCGAUCGCGAAGACCGGCGUCAAGAACAUCCUUGUUACGGGUCACAGCCUAGGUGCUGCUAUCGCCACCAUGGACGCGAUCAUGCUGUCGCAGAACCUCGAUUCGGACGUCAACAUCAACACGAUCGUCUUCGGCCUGCCCCGCGGCGGCAACUCGAACUGGGCUAACCUGGUCGACAAGACGCUCGCUCCGCAAUUCGCGCACAUCUCUAACCAGCACGACCCCGUCCCGACCGUGCCUCCGCAAUUCCUUGAGUACGUCCACCCCACGGGCGAGAUCCACAUUGCGGCAGCCUCGGACGAGGGCACGCCCGAGGACAUCGUCAACUGCCCCGGAACCGAGAACGAGAACUGCGCAGCCGGAAACAGUAUCUUGGACGUCGAUGUCGGCAACCAUGAGGGCCCGUACUUCAGGAGCGACAUCAUUAUGGCUGGCAACGGCUGCCCGCUUUGA
Punctularia strigosozonata HHB-11173 SS5 is the source of this 1107-nucleotide messenger RNA. RefSeq names its product alpha/beta-hydrolase. The transcript is spliced from 9 exons. Lineage: Eukaryota; Fungi; Basidiomycota; Agaricomycetes; Corticiales; Punctulariaceae. The record is from RefSeq and is a predicted model, not a curated record. Gene Ontology annotation, biological process: lipid metabolic process. Bases 1 to 1107 code for a protein of 368 amino acids.